Messenger RNA from Myxozyma melibiosi, 1319 nucleotides. Its product is annotated as adenosine kinase. Gene Ontology annotation, molecular function: adenosine kinase activity. The coding region runs from base 190 to 1230 and encodes 346 amino acids. Gene Ontology annotation, cellular component: nucleus; cytosol. Gene Ontology annotation, biological process: purine ribonucleoside salvage; purine nucleobase metabolic process. Lineage: Eukaryota; Fungi; Ascomycota; Lipomycetes; Lipomycetales; Lipomycetaceae. The transcript is spliced from 7 exons. The record is from RefSeq and is a predicted model, not a curated record.
AUGGUUUUGGUGCAGAAAAGUCCACGUCUUCAAUCAUCAGCCAACUGAGCCCACCAGCACCUGAACAAAAUUAUAAAAACAAAAAAUUUAAUACAAACACACAAACCAACCUCGAACGCAAACCCACGGCCACCACCUUCUUCUCCCUGCAAUUGUGCUCUACCGACAUCAAUUGAACUACUGAAAAACAUGCCAUACUCUCUGCUUUGUCUUGGAAAUCCCUUGUUGGACAUUCAGGCUACCUGCCCUCCCGAGUUCCUCGAGAAGUACGGUCUGAAGGCCAACGACGCUAUCCUCGCCGAGGAGAAGCACAUGCCUGUCUUUGACGAGAUUCUGCAGUAUGAUGCCAAAUACCUCGCCGGCGGUGCUGCCCAGAACACCGCCCGUGGUGCCCAGUACGUCCUCCCUGCUGACUCCGUCGUCUACUGCGGCUGCGUCGGCGAGGACAAGUUCGCCGACAUGCUCCGCGAGGCCAACAAGAAGGAAGGUCUCUUCAACGCCUACCGCGUCGAGAAGGACAUCCCCACCGGCAAGUGCGCCGUCAUCGUGACCCAGAACGGCGCCGCGCGCUCGCUCGUCACCGACCUCUCGGCCGCGAACCACUACAAGGUCGAGCACCUCAAGUCGCCCGAGGUGUGGAAGUACGUCGAGGAGGCGUCGACUUUCUACGUCGGUGGAUUCCACUUGACUGUCUGCGUGCCUGCCAUCCUCGCCCUCGGCGAGCACGCGGCUGCCACUAACAAGCUCUUCACUAUGAACAUGUCGGCGCCGUUCUUGUGCCAGUUCUUCAAGGACCAGAUGGACUCCGUCGCGCCCUACUGGGACAUCGUCAUCGGCAACGAGAGCGAGGCCGCCGCCUACGCCGAGGCCCAUAACCUAGGCACUACUGAUGUCACCGAAAUCGCCAAGGCCAUCGCCGUCCUUCCUAAGGCCAACGCCAAGCGUCCCCGCCACGUCGUCAUCACCCAGGGCGCCGACUCCACCGUCGUCGUCACCGCGGACUCUACCGGCGUCACCAGCUCAAAGGUCUACGCCAUCAACCCCAUCGCCGCCUCCGAGAUCGUCGACACCAACGGUGCUGGUGACUCCUUCGCCGGUGGAUUCGUCGGCUCUUUGGUCGGCGGCAAGUCCUUCGACGAAGCCGUCGACGUCGGCCACUGGCUCGCAAGCUGGACCGUCCGCCUCAACGGCCCUGCGUAUCCCUACCCCAAGAUCUCUUACUCCGCUUAAACACUGCGCGUGUGUGGGUAAGCGCGUGCUGUUCAGGUUUAUUUCGUGUUUGGUAUAUAUAAAAGGGACCUGCGUAGAAUUAAAACUGU